This is a messenger RNA of Gaeumannomyces tritici R3-111a-1, 2324 nucleotides long. Its product is annotated as vacuolar protein sorting-associated protein 4. NCBI's taxonomy places the organism in Eukaryota, Fungi, Ascomycota, Sordariomycetes, Magnaporthales, Magnaporthaceae. The coding region runs from base 505 to 1887 and encodes 460 amino acids. Gene Ontology annotation, biological process: vacuole organization; endosomal transport. The transcript has 3 exons. Gene Ontology annotation, molecular function: ATP binding; ATP hydrolysis activity. The record is from RefSeq and is a predicted model, not a curated record.
GAGCAGCCAUCACAGCAAAGCGGGCUCGAUGCCGCUCACAGUUCAGACGUCCAAAUCCAGCGAGGCCUUUGCCGCCAGCCUAAACAAGCCACACCUGCCUGCCACAACACGGAGUCACAUCCGCACACCCCCACCAGACAGACCGUCGAGUCUAGCCAGCCAAGACAAGACACAGCAACCUGACAGAGACCACGGGCCCCCUUGUCGUCGUGUGGCCCCGCUCCCAAGGUCGAGGCGGGUUGCGUUGCGCUCUUGUCUGCGCCGUCCCCGACGUGGGAAGCCGCCGACCACACCGUCCCGACGACCGGUGCAGCAACUCCCUCCCCUCCUCUCCGUCUUGCCUCCAGGGGCGUUGGUAGCCGCGGGCAACACAUACACACCCAACUGCCCGCCCAAUGAGGACGAUCCUCGCCAGCAGCAGCAGCAGCAGCGCGACAUCGGACUCUCGGCCUCGGCCUCCGCACCCUCCCCCUCCCACCGCCGCAGACACCACCAGUCGCCGCCAUGUCUGAGCCGACCAACUUCCGCGAGAAGGCGAUACAAACGGUCGGCAAGGCCGUCGAGGCCGACAAGGCGGCCGCCAAGCUCGACGGCGUCGCGCGCGCGGCCCAGUACCAGACCGCCUACGACCUGUACAUGGACGCGUUCGAGCUUUUCAUGAAGGCCAUCAAGUGGGAGAAGUCGCCCAAGAUCAAGGAGAUCCUGCGCGCCCGCAUCGGCGAGUACAUGGACCGCGCCGAGGAGCUCAAGGGCUACCUGGCCGACGCCGAGGGCAAGCGCAAGAAGCCCGGCCUCAUGGGCGCCAACGGCUCCAGCACGGGAGGCACCGCCGACGGCAAGGCCGACGACGGCGAGGGAGGGGCCCCCAAGCUCGACGACGACUCUAAGAAGCUGCGCAGCGCCCUCGCCGGCGCCAUCCUGCAGGACCGCCCCGACGUCAAGUGGGAGCAGGUGGCCGGACUUGAGGCCGCAAAGGCCGCGCUCAAGGAGGCCGUGCUGCUGCCCAUCAAGUUCCCCCACCUUUUCAAGGGCGCGCGGAAGCCGUGGAAGGGGAUCUUGCUGUACGGCCCGCCGGGCACGGGUAAGAGUUACCUGGCUAAGGCGCUGGCGACGGAGGCCAAGAGCACAUUUUUCAGCGUCAGCAGUUCAGAUCUAGUGAGCAAGUGGAUGGGAGAGAGUGAGAGGCUAGUCAAGCAGCUUUUCGCCAUGGCGCGCGAGAACAAGCCGUCCAUAAUCUUUAUCGACGAAGUGGACGCGCUGUGCGGCCCCCGUGGUGAGGGAGAAUCCGAGGCUAGCCGGCGCAUCAAGACGGAGAUGCUGGUGCAGAUGGACGGUGUCGGCAAGGACAGUGAGGGCGUGCUCGUGCUGGGCGCCACAAACAUCCCCUGGCAGCUCGACUCGGCCAUCCGCCGCCGCUUCCAGAAGCGCGUCCACAUCAGCCUACCCGACGUGGCAGCCCGGGCCGACAUGUUCAGGAUCUCGGUCGGCGAGACCCCGACGGAGCUGUCGUCGGAGGACUACAGGAAGCUGGCGCUCAAGUCGGAGGGCUUCUCGGGUAGCGACAUAGCCAUCGUGGUCCAGGACGCCCUCAUGCAGCCCAUCCGCAAGAUCCAGCAAGCAACACAUUUCAAGAAGGUCCCCUGCAAAGUCAAAAAGGACGACAGCGAACAAUACGUCGACAUGGAAAAGUGGACGCCGUGCUCGCCCGGCGACAAGGCGGCGCAGGAGAUGACGUGGGAGCAGGUCGAGUCGGACGAGCUGCAGGAGCCCUCGCUCGACGUGCGCGACUUUGAGAGGUCCCUGGCCUCGAGCAGGCCAACCGUCUCGGGCGAGGACCUGAGCAGGAAUUCGGAGUGGACCGCCGAGUUUGGAAGCGAGGGGGCUUAGCAUGGCUGUGUGCGUGUGUGUGUGGGAGUGUGUGUGUGUGUGUGUGUGCGUGUGCUUGUGUUGUUGUUUUCUCCUCCCCUUGUUUCUUUUGCUAGACUUUCUGUUCUUGACGCUUUGGUUGUUCCCAUUUCUUGACAAGCCGUCGAAAGCAAAAAGAAAAGAAAAGAAAUAUCACGAAAGAGGUCGGUUUACAACAAGUUACACCUAUAAUAAACCCAAGCACAGAUCUCAGCAUUGGAGUAUGGAUGGCAUUCUGUUCUUUGUCAAGAAAGCGAAGAGGGAAGAAGUGUUGCCCACACGCGAGCAUAAAUAACGGCAACGUCCAGGCGGUAGAUUUUUGUUCAUUCCAUCUGUCUGUAAAUGUGAUGGGUAUGAUGUACAUGUUUUGGAGUGAGAAAGAAAAAGCCCUUAACACCGAGAGACCCUUACAAAUGAAC